ACACCCACCCGAGCCUACGUCGACUUCUAUUUAAACAUUUAUCUUCUGGACUUUCUAGCAUACCAACAUUGGCCAUAACCCUCACAACGCCCGUUUUCGUUGAUUCCCACCGUCCAUUCCGCAAUCUGCAACUGUAACCUUUCGACUAUCUCCUAGAGUUCUCUGUCAAGUUGCCACUAGCUAUCUAGGGUUCUCUUAAGUUACCACUCGCUAACUUCCCAUACCCCACCAGGAAUUACCAUAUCUGUAGCGCCAUGUCGAAAGGCCGUGCGGCAUUAUUCACAUUCCUCAUCACCUACCUAGGCCUCUCAGCGGUUGGAUUUUCGUACUUCGCCUCGUUUGUCCACAAUGAGCUAAAUCCAUAUUUCGCUGAACAUGGAAUGGAGAAACGGUCAAGCGACGCCCAUGAGGUCUUCACGCAUCUCCUUGUCUCGGCUAUCCUUCUCUGGUGUUCGGUCUUGGUCGUCAUAUUGGUCUUUUGCCGCGAGACUGACCGCGAGCGCUCCGGAUCUACCUGCGGAUCUGGCAAAGGAUUCAUAUUCUGCCUCUUCCUGUAUGUCUUGGUCGUCUUGGAAAGCCUGACGUUCCCACACGUCUGGGACUCGUGGCAAUACUUUGAGGCGAACAACCUUCCUCACUUAGCAAGCAACUGUCAUGGCUUGGGGGGGAUGACUCUUGCGUUUCUCAUCCUUACUACGAUCAUAGGUAUCAUUAUAACCAUAGUCUUUUCCUGUAAUUCUGAACGGGGACACAGGUAA
Messenger RNA from Daldinia vernicosa, 758 nucleotides. RefSeq lists its product as uncharacterized. The record is from RefSeq and is a predicted model, not a curated record. The transcript has a single exon. NCBI's taxonomy places the organism in Eukaryota, Fungi, Ascomycota, Sordariomycetes, Xylariales, Hypoxylaceae. Bases 255 to 758 code for a protein of 167 amino acids.